Lolium rigidum is the source of this 1882-nucleotide messenger RNA. RefSeq names its product putative tRNA pseudouridine synthase. Gene Ontology annotation, cellular component: nucleus. Gene Ontology annotation, molecular function: pseudouridine synthase activity; RNA binding. The coding region runs from base 1 to 1605 and encodes 534 amino acids. The record is from RefSeq and is a predicted model, not a curated record. The transcript has 7 exons. NCBI's taxonomy places the organism in Eukaryota, Viridiplantae, Streptophyta, Magnoliopsida, Poales, Poaceae. Gene Ontology annotation, biological process: mRNA pseudouridine synthesis; tRNA pseudouridine synthesis.
AUGGCCGUCGCCGCCGCCGCCGCCGCCGCCGCCACGAGGUCGUCGUGGCUUCUCCGGGGGCCCUUCUCUUCCACUAUCCUCGCACGCUGCGCAUAUCCUAGGCUCCUCCGUACUACCAUAUGCUUCUCCCAUUCUGCCUCUGCCUCCGCCCCCGCCCCCGCCCUCGCCCUCGGCGCCGCCUCCUUAACACCAAACACGCCUUCUCCCCCGCCUACCACCUGCUCCGGGGAUGGGGGUGGCGGGAUGAGGUGGGAGUCUACGCGGAAGAAGAGGGUCGUGCUCCGCAUCGGCUACGUUGGCAGCGAGUACCGAGGUCUCCAGAAGCAGCGGGAGCUCAGCGCCGAUUCAACCAUUGAGUCAGUCUUGGAAUCUGCCAUCUUUAAGGCAGGGGGCAUUCUUGAGAGUAAUUAUGGAAAGCUGCAAAAAGUUGGUUGGGAAAGGAGUAGCCGAACUGAUAAAGGGGUGCAUUCACUGGCUACAAUGAUCUCUCUGAAGAUGGAAAUCCCUGAUCGAGCAUGGGACAGGGAUCCUGAUGGCAUUGCUCUUGCGAAUAUCAUCAACUCGAAUUUACCAAACAAUAUCAAAGUUUUCAGUAUCUUGCCUGCACAAAGGAGUUUUGAUGUAAGGAGGGAAUGCUUGUACCGGGAGUACUUCUAUCUUCUGCCUGCUGAAAUUAUUGGAAUUAAAAAUGGUUCUACCUCUGAAGAAGUACAGGAGCACUUAAUCGAAUUCAACAACAUUCUGAAAGGUUUCAAGGGAAACCACCCAUUUCAUAAUUACACUGCUCGUGCAAAGUAUAGAAAAGUUCUAGCAGGAGCGCACCGAAGGGCCAAAGAAACAAGCUCAACAGUAAAUUCCAUCUCCGAAAUGAUUGUGGACCAAAACACUUCUGGUGAGGGCGCUACUUCCGAUCCAGAUGAGGAAUACUCAGACUUUCCGUCAAUACUUGAUUCUAGUGCACCAGAAGACAACUGCAAGAUGGAUAAUCCCGAACUUCCUGAGAGUAGUGUGCAGAUUCAAGCUAGAUGGCUCCAUGAGCCUAAUGAAAGUGAUAGACUAAGUGCAUCACACUUCAGAGAUAUCCUCAACUUCUCCUGUGGAGAUUUGCAGAGUUCAGCAGGAACCCAAUUUGUGGAACUGACGAUAUGUGGAGUAUCUUUUAUGCUGCAUCAGAUCCGGAAGAUGGUUGGCACCGCUGUGGCAGUGAAGCGUGGACUACUACCCAAAGAUAUCAUAGAACUUUCUCUGGCAAAAUUUUCCCGCAUUGUUCUACCGAUCGCCCCAUCCGAAGUUCUGAUCCUUCGAGACAACAGUUUCUGUACGAGGAACAAGCAAGGCAACAUCGUUCGGCCUGGCAUCCAGUCGAUUACCGAGUCCAAAGAAAUGAAGAAGGGCGUAACCGAAUUCUACAGGGCUGCUCUUCUGCCCGAGCUGGCAAAGUUCUUGGAUCUGUCCCAGCCUCCGUGGCAGGAAUGGGUGGAGAACCUGGACCACUUCACCGGCAUACCAGACCCCCAACUGGAUGAAGUUCGGACGGCUUACAGAGUGUGGAGAGACGACUACGACCGAGUGAAGAUGGCUCGAAAGAGUGCUGGCAGCGGCUAGUUUUCUUUAUCAAGCUGAUCGCAAGGUGGACGAGGAACCAAACCAAGAACGGAAUACCUUAUUUAGCUGAAAGUCAUUUUUUUCUUGGGCGUUUCUCCGUAGAGGGGCCUGACUUUUGGACGGGGCAAUGUUAGGGUUACCGUUUUUUAAUCAACCCAGGGACAAUACCAAGAGCCUGAGCCAUUCAUUGAUCAGAGACUAGGAAAACCUGCAGAUAAGUAGUUGGGUUUUUUUUGCUUUCCUUUCAACAGACUUGAGUAUUCAUGCAACAACAUCA